AUGCACCGCCGCGCCGCAUACACUAAGAGUCGGAGUCGUUACAAGAUGGAAGACGACCACACUUUUCCUCAACGUGCCGCAGGCAAGAUCUUGACACCAAAUCCCACCACAGAGUCGAAGCAGCGUGCAGCUGGUCCAAACUUUUUUCGUGAUGGGGAGAAUGUACAGUUCAUGUGGGCUAAUUGCCUUUUGGAGCAGACCUUUUCAGAAAACAUCCUCCGACUGAAGGUUCAAACAAUUCAUCAGGUCCACCGAACGGCGCAGACACAUGAUUCCGUGAUGCAUCAGUUCGUCACGGAGGAAGACUCACAUGGUGAAUUGUGCUUUGAGAUUUUCUUCAUCACCGAUCACAUCUUCCGCGUGCGAUUUGCAGGGCAGCAAAGCACCCUGAGUGCAUUAACAGAUGAACCUGAGUACCCACCUCCAGAGGCGCGCAUGCUAGCUCAUAUCCCCAAAAUUAAUCUUGCGACUAUUUCUGAGAGAGCAAAUGGUUGUAUUGAGCUCUCUUCUGCAAGUGUGCGGGUCUGCAUUCAACCGAGCCCUUUUCGCCUGCUCGCUUACCAAAAGGAUACAACGGUGCCAUUCUGGAAGCAGCGCCUCAGCGACCUCUUUACCAGCGAUAUAGUCCCUACCUCAAUUGCAAGCCACCAAGGUCGUGAGGCUGUCUUUGAGUCGUUUGUUCUCGAUCCACAAGAGGCGGUUUUUGGUCUGGGCGAGCGCUUUGACGGAGUCGAGCGAAGGGGAAGGCGGGUGGACUUUGUCAAUCACGAUGCUAUCGGCACCAGCAACACGCGUACUUAUAUAAAUGUCCCCUUUUUCUGGACCACAAAUGGAUACGGCUGUUUUGUGAACUCGAUUGCUCGCACGGAAUGGGAUAUGGGUGCGAGUGAGUCCGGAACCCUCGGUUUCUCGACAGAGGAGAAGUUCAUGGACUAUUUCAUUAUCUCGGGGCCCUCACCAAAGGAAAUUUUGUAUCGCUACACUCACGAUCUGACUGGGACCGCACCAGUGCCUCCCAUAUGGUCCUUUGGGCUCUGGCUGAGCCGGAACUCUUACCAAACCUGGGAGGUGGUCGAUGAAGUGGUCAAGUGUGCCGAGGAGCAUGAUUUGCCAUUCGACGUGAUUCACCUCGACACCUCAUGGUUUCAAGAGGAUUGGAAUCCUGAUCUCGAAUUUGGGGAUCGAUUCCCUGAACCAGAAAAGAAGAUGGCCGAGCUUCGAGAUAAGGGAAUCCGCGUGUCACUGUGGCUAUACAAUUUCGUUCCCUCUCGUGAAGAUAAUCGGCUGUACAUCGAAGCUUGCGAAAGUGACUAUUUGGCACACGCUCUCAAGCCAGACGGGUCUCGCAGCAAAGACUUUUUCUACUACCCACCCGGGACCACUGGCUGGAAGACCGACGAUAUAGCCAUCGAUUUUACCAAUCCCCGCGCCACAGACUGGUACGGCCGAAAAGUUGAGAGGCUUAUUCGGCAAGGUGCAUCCGCCAUCAAAACCGAUUUCGGUGACUGCAUCCCAGCUGAAGCCUCUUAUCUCAACCUUGCGGGCCGCCGACUGAACAAUCUGUACAGUCUCGUUUACAACGCAGCCGUACGUAGCCAUGUUAUGGAGUGCAACACUGAUACAGCUCAGUGGGCUCGAAGUGGCACGGCGGGCAGCCAGCGCUAUCCAAUUCACUGGGGUGGCGACUCACAAUGCUCCUGGUCAGCCCUUCAAGGAAGCCUCCGAGCUACGUUGGCAAUUGGCGUUAGCGGGUUUACUUUCUUCAGUCACGAUCUUGGUGGCUUCAUCGGCAAGCCAACUCCUGAGCUUUACAUUCGAUGGGCCCAGCUGGCGGCGUUCAGCAGUCAUGUCCGCUCGCACGGAGUGGGUGACGAGAACGGCCGGGAGCCAUGGUUCUUUGGGCAAGAAGCUGUAGAUAUUGUUGGAUCGUUCAUGCGACAGCGCUAUCGUAUGUUGCCGUACAUCAUCGAACAGGCGCAUCUCAGUUCAAAGGCUGGGCUACCCAUGGUCCGUAGCUUGGUGCUGGAGUAUCCUGUCGAUCGCAAUGUCUGGGGUCUUGAGAGCCAGUAUAUGUUCGGCUCGGAUAUCCUAGUAGCUCCGACCUUGCAGCCGAUUGAAGAAGCAAACGUACAUGCCAUCUACUUGCCAGAGGGAGUAUGGUACGGGUUUUGGGACAAGAGAAAGUUCAUCAGCCAUGGACAAUGGGUUGAAUUCGUUAUGGCCCCCUUGAGUCAGAACUAUGCUUUUAUCAAAAAUGGUGCUAUGUUGUGUUGGACCGCUCCAAGGAAGCGGACGUACAACCAUGUGGGCACUAUCGAGAAAGUAGAGCUAUAUGGCCAACGCGAUGGCCCUUGGACAUGUGGCGAUGGACAAGGAGCUACGGUGAGCGUGAUAGGAGAAGAAGGCAAAUGGACCGUACUUGAUCGGGAGAAUGUCAAAAUUGAGACAUUUAAAUAG
Messenger RNA from Penicillium maclennaniae, 2457 nucleotides. Its product is annotated as glycosyl hydrolases family 31-domain-containing protein. The transcript has 2 exons. The record is from RefSeq and is a predicted model, not a curated record. Gene Ontology annotation, biological process: carbohydrate metabolic process. Lineage: Eukaryota; Fungi; Ascomycota; Eurotiomycetes; Eurotiales; Aspergillaceae. Gene Ontology annotation, molecular function: carbohydrate binding; hydrolase activity, hydrolyzing O-glycosyl compounds. Bases 1 to 2457 code for a protein of 818 amino acids.